Molecule: messenger RNA, 489 nt
Organism: Aspergillus steynii IBT 23096
Lineage: Eukaryota; Fungi; Ascomycota; Eurotiomycetes; Eurotiales; Aspergillaceae
Exons: 1
Coding region: 1-489 (162 amino acids)
Source: RefSeq, a predicted model, not a curated record
AUGCGACAUUUCCAGAAACAAGACCAAGGCCGACGAUACCCAGCGAGUCAUGGCGCGUCUGACACUGAAAUCCUUACGACUUCACGCUGGAUGCCGGCGGAGCAGCGCCCAAAGGGGCAACGGCCCAGAAGCGCCAAGACUCCCGCGGGCGGCGCCAAGAAGCCUCUCAACCCUAACAAUCUCUGGCAUCGCCGCCGGAUGACCACUCUCCUUCGCUCUCCCCCAGGCUCGCGUGGCGCAACGGCAUGCCAUCUUCCAAUUGCUGCCCUUGCUGCCCAUUCCAGACUCUGGAGGAAAGCCGUCGGGGCCCGAACCAAGCGAUCCCACUGUAACCUCAGCCUCUGUGCACCGUUCUUAGUGGCCCGAAAAGGGUUCAACCAUGACAUUGGUUCUGAUCGUGCUCCAGCUGGAGAGCCUGCAGGGGGGUCGGGGAGAGGUCGAUGGGCCAAGCCCGUUAUCUUGAUGGCAAACUGGCCCGACAAUAAGUAA